AUGACCACGCGUAAGAGAAGACAAGAAGCCGGUGAAGAGGAGGAGCUCCAGGCCCUUCCAAGUGACCAGAGUGACGAGGAGGAGGAGGAAGAGUUUGAUGACGAAUCUGAUUUCGAAGGAGAGGAUUCAGAGGAUAACGAAGAUGAAGAGCCUGCUGAAGAGCCAGAGCCAUCAGCUAAACGACGUAAAACCUCUCGAACUUCGGCAAAAAAGGCUCCUGUAGACGAUGAUGAGGAAGAAGAGGAGGAGGAAGAGGAAGAGGAAGAACAGGGAGAAGAAGAAGGGGACGAGGGAAAGGAAGAGGAAGAAGGAGAUGAUGAAGAGAAGGAUGGUGAUGGCGAAGAAGACGACGAGGAGGCUGAGAAGGCUGCCUCGGCUAAGAAAGCAGGUGAAGAGGAAGAAGAAGAAUAA
Molecule: messenger RNA, 411 nt
Organism: Microsporum canis CBS 113480
Lineage: Eukaryota; Fungi; Ascomycota; Eurotiomycetes; Onygenales; Arthrodermataceae
Exons: 3
Coding region: 1-411 (136 amino acids)
Source: RefSeq, a predicted model, not a curated record